Phanerochaete carnosa HHB-10118-sp is the source of this 1348-nucleotide messenger RNA. RefSeq lists its product as uncharacterized. The transcript has 4 exons. The record is from RefSeq and is a predicted model, not a curated record. The annotation marks the transcript as partial. Lineage: Eukaryota; Fungi; Basidiomycota; Agaricomycetes; Polyporales; Phanerochaetaceae.
GCCACGCUAUGUCGCAAUGUGUCGAUCUGGCUACUUGGGAAAGAGCUCUUUACCAAUUUUGGACCGCCCGUCCCGACCUCGCUAAACUAGCGGACGAUCGCUUCAAGUUAUGGAACAGGAUUGCUGGCGCCUUGUUUUCGCCUCUCCUCAAACAAUGGAAACGGGACAUACCUCGGUGGUCACGAGCACUCCCUGCUUUGGCAAGGGCGGAGCGUGAGGGUAGAAAGACUGAGACUUUGAACAUGUAUGGCGCACAACAUGAGGCUUUAAUGGCGGAAAUUACUGUUCAUCCCCUACCCCGAGCCCUCGCUUUCAUACGCUCGCAGUCUGCGACCCAGAAUCGUAAGGAAGACUGCACAGAGCCAACGCCCUCUCGUCUGCCGGUUGCGCGUCCAGUCGAGCCCUCGCAAGAGCAGCUGCUAGGCCAUCCAAUCGGACAUGCACCCACGAACUCGGAAUCUCAGCAACCUAAUCCGCCCACAGAGGCUCACGAGCAUCUGAUGGACGUCGAGGCCGAUAUCGCUUUCACAGGACCCGAUCUGCAUGCGUCAGCCGUAACCGACCCUUCGCCGGCGCCUUCCCCUCUUGGAGAACCUUCCUACUCAUCGCCGCCCUUACCUGGGCCAUCCUCGCCACCGAAACCACUUGAUAUUGAGCCAGGUCGCGGUACUCGUCAGCGGCAGUCGGAUGCAUCGCCGACGAGGUCUCGUCCCCCGUCAAUUUCGCGAGGGCAUAAACAGAUACCCUCGUCACCCUCAAUGCUCCUCCCAGUAGCUGAUGCUCCGACGAAUGUCUCUGGUCAAAAGGUGGAUAACCAUUCCGAAAACGUAAUUUCGGAAUCUGGUCAUCCACCGGCUACCGGGACGCCAUUGACGCCAAUAGCAGCUGUUCAGGGAAGCUCAUCUAGCAAUGACCCGCUGAGGUCUUCCUCGAAAGCCGAGUCACCUCUCACCCAUCAGUCACGACAAGAGAAGGUCGAAGAGAGCCUGGUUACCCACUGGACACCGUUACUCAGUGUCGUGCAACAAAAGUCAUCGUCGCGCCAGUUUUCUUUCUGGCAUCCCAGUUCGUUGGCGUGCCAGAGCGAUUCUGAGGUCGAUGAGCUUAUUUCCAGCGACUCGUCAAAAAAACGGUCUAGCAAUCCGGGCGAAUCUCCGAAUCGAAGAGCGCGCGAUGUAACCCAGGCGACUUCUCGACGUCCUAGUGGUUCAGAGAUCGAACAGUUGCCCAUAAGAAGACCGGGUCGGAGGAACGACCCAAGACCGCCGUGGGAGAGGCCUAAUAGGAGGGCGGAGUCUAGUAAAUACAUGUUACAUUUCACUUCACAACAGGUAAAUAAACCAACUUC